GCACGUGGCCGUCCGGGGAUGCCAUAAUUUAUAAAAGGAAACUGUUAUCCAGGUGUGACUUCUCUGAAGCUGCUGAAGCUUCAACGACUGCUCUAACCGGCAGCUGAAGCUUCAACGACUGGUCACUCUCCCAAGAGUCGAAGAGUCGGUAAGAGCAACCCAAUCCUCCCAUCCAAAUUCCUGUUUUGCAGGUCAUCAUCCCAAACAAACAAGCCAUUGCAGUUUCGCAGAGAAGGGAAAAGUGCAAACUUGCGUAACAACGUGCUGAAACCCAAAAGCCCUCUCAUGUCCCUGUUCCAUUUCUCCAUUUUGUUCUUCGUGUUGGGUUUGGGUUCUCCUGCUUUUAACUCUGGUUUUGUUAUUGGGCGUGAAUACCCACAUAGGAAGCUUGCAGACGCUUCCUGUCCUUUAGACUUCGAUGCUCUACGCAAUCUCAUUCGAGGUUCGAAACCGCCUGAUCUUCCUGAUGUCUAUUCCAAGUGUCAAUACGUUCUUCAAGGCCUCCGUCUUGUUGAAUCCUUGUAUAUUAAAACCAGUGGGUUCUUCCUCCCUCCCUUAAAUGCCUCUGAUUCGUGUUGGGUUUCAUACCAAUCCUUGAUCAAUGAACUCGUCAUCCCCAACUUCGACAUUCGCUCCUCCUGCGGCUUCCAAACCAAUUGGAUUUCGGAAGGGUGUAUGAAUAUUACAACUCGCUCGCAGUUCGAAUCAAUAGUUAACGAUUCCUCUUUGCAGACCGUCCGGCAUUCCUGUAAUCAGUCGCUGAAUGGCUCUCUCUGCGCUACGUGCACCACAAGCCUAUCAAACCUCCAGGCGGCUUACCUGCGAGGCCCUCAGGUUGGGAACGUGUCUUCCUGUACAGGGUACCCCUCUAUCUAUGCUGCAGGAAUCGUUAAUGGCUAUGGGCCAACCGACAUGGGAACUGCCAUGUGUUUGUUCUCCCUUGAUUUCUCUUCCUCUGCUUCGAGCAGCAAGGGACACACGACCCUUAUUUAUGGGGUUACGAUCGGUGGCGGUGUUGGCUUGCUUGGUUUAGUUGUGGGCUUUUGGUUUCUAUGGAAAUGGCACAAGAAACGGAGGAGGAAGAGGAAGAGGAAGAUGGUUGCGAAGUUUGGUCAGGCGAGUUCAGUUUCUGGGUUGGAAUCGAUCAGUGGGAGUACGACUCUUAUUAAGUUCACAUUCGAGCAAAUCAAACUAGCUACGAGGAAUUUCUCUUGGGAUAACAUAAUUGGCAAAGGAGGCUACGGGAAUGUUUAUAAGGGAAUUCUAGAGGAUGGGUCUGAGGUUGCAUUGAAGAGGUUCAAGAACUGUUCUGCUGCUGGGGAUGCAGAUUUCACCCAUGAAGUAGAGGUUAUUGCUAGUGUUAGGCAUGUAAACCUUGUUGCUCUUAGAGGAUACUGCACUGCAACUACUCCUUAUGAGGGUCACCAAAGGAUAAUCGUCUGCGAUUUGAUGCGCAAUGGAAGCCUCCAUGACCAUCUAUUUGGAUCAUCAGACAAGAAGCUUAGUUGGCCUGUCCGCCAGAAAAUUGCACUUGGGACGGCGAGGGGGUUGGCUUACUUGCAUUAUGGGGCACAACCAGCUAUCAUCCACAGGGAUAUUAAGGCUAGUAAUAUCCUCUUGGAUGAGAAGUUUGAGGCCAAAGUGGCAGAUUUUGGCUUGGCCAAGUUUGCACCGGAGGGGAUGACCCAUAUGAGCACUAGGGUGGCUGGGACACUUGGUUAUGUCGCACCUGAGUAUGCUUUGUAUGGGCAAUUAACAGAGAGAAGUGAUGUUUACAGCUAUGGGGUUGUGCUUCUUGAGCUUUUGAGUGGGAAGAAAGCACUUGUUAGUACUAAGGAUGGCCAGAACUCCCUUGUGGCAGAUUGGGCUUGGUCCCUGGUGAUAAAAGGGAGACCUUUGGAUGUUAUUGAGGAUGGCAUGCCUGAGAUGGGUGCUAAAGAAGUCAUGGAAAAGUAUGUCCAGGUUGCUGUUCUUUCUUCUCAUCCACAAUUAUCAAAUAGGCCAACUAUGGAUCAGAUUGUGAAGAUUUUGGAAACUGACAUUCCAGUUCCCCCAAUACCCGAACGUCCUAUUCCUCUUGUAGCGGAGAUUAGUGAGAUUGAGAGAUCAGCAAGUAGUAGUGGUUCAGGUUAGCUGUCUACUUCUGCUGGCUAUCAGUCCUUUACCAUAGAGCAACAAUUUAAGUUCUGACCACUGGGCAGAAGAAGAAACCUCAUCAUCGAUCAAGAGCCAAAUGAUGGAAUGAGAUAGUCUUAUAUGAAGUUAUCAUCACCAACUCUCCAAUUUGCUUGCUUCCGUUCAUGGUAUGCUUGCCCUGCUUCAUUUGUGGUUUGGAACAUUGACUUAUUCAUGAAUAGGAAUUGUGACUGUUGUAAAGACAAAAUGCAAGAAAAUUCUUUUUUCUGUUAAGAGAAAUAGGCAAUAAAUUGUAGAUAUGUUCAUGGUCAAGCUCCUUUAUUUGUUCAUUAUUGUAAUUUUUCCUUUGAUAAAAUCUAUAUGUUCUUAACUUAGGCUCUUGAGGGCUAACCGUUGAGACAAUGUUGGUCUUACAAUACUAUUUGAAGUAUGACAAUUCAGGAUGGUUCACAUGAAAGCUUAAUUAGAA
Molecule: messenger RNA, 2605 nt
Organism: Macadamia integrifolia
Lineage: Eukaryota; Viridiplantae; Streptophyta; Magnoliopsida; Proteales; Proteaceae
Product: probable LRR receptor-like serine/threonine-protein kinase RKF3
Exons: 2
Coding region: 286-2133 (615 amino acids)
Biological process (GO): protein phosphorylation
Molecular function (GO): ATP binding; protein kinase activity
Source: RefSeq, a predicted model, not a curated record